CAGGCGCCCACAGCAGUCCAAGCGGCUUACACACUUUCGCGCCUGGAGCCCAGGGGGCGAGGGUCCCAGGUUCUGGGCCAGGAGGACCCAGGGGUCACACACGCCCCCAGCGAGAAAGGCUCGCACUCCGUGGUUCCCUCCGCUUAGAUAGCCCAGGACUGGCGCCCAGGUGUUUUGGAUGUCACCCGCUGGACAGUGAUGGGAGACCGCCGGGUCCCGUUCCAGGUGGGCAAAGGCCGCCCCAAAGUGAAAGCGCUCGGUGAGUCAGCACGCCGCCGAGAGGAGGCCGGGCCUCGAGGCACCGCCCCUGGGUGGGGACCCGAGUCACCGACGGGUCGGCCCCGGCGGAGUCGCCGGCCUCGCGCACUUCCCGGGCUGGGCCGCCUGGACCCCCGAAGACUUGGGGCGGAGGGCCAUGGCCUGCGUGGCCGCAGAGCGGGGACCCGAACCUCCGGCCUUCCAGCGCCGUACAGAAGCCAGCGCGCCGCCCCUGGCCCACGGCUACGGGCUGCGCAGCCUGAGCGAGCUGCGGGACCUGGAGUUCGGCCGCCUGGCAGGGACUGUUUACCUUGACCAUGCAGGAGCCACCUUGUUCCCCCAGAGCCAGCUCACAAACUUCACUAAGGAUCUCAUGGAAAACGUCUAUGGUAAUCCUCACAGCCAGAACAUCACGAGCAAACUCACCCAUGACACUGUGGAGCAGGUCCGCUACAGGAUCCUGACUCACUUUCACGCUACCCCAGAGGACUACACCGUGAUCUUCACGGCGGGAAGCACAGCUGCCCUCAGGCUGGUGGCAGAGGCAUUCCCGUGGGUGUCCCGGGCCGCAGAGAGCGAUGGGAGUCACUUCUGUUACCUAACUGACAACCACACCUCUGUGGUGGGAAUGCGGAAGGUGGCUGCAGCCAUGAAUGUCACAUCUACCCCAGUCAAGCCAGAGGACAUGUGGUCAGCGGUGGAAAAGGGUGCUGGAGCCCGGGACCCCGACUGUCAGAUUCCACACCUCUUCGGUUACCCAGCUCAGAGUAACUUUUCAGGCACCAGAUACCCGCUGUCGUGGAUAGAAGAGGUCAAGUCUGGGAGGAGGAGCCCCGCGAGCGUGCCUGGGAAGUGGUUCGUGCUGCUGGACGCAGCCUCCUACGUCAGCACGUCCCCCUUGGACCUGUCGGCCCACCGGGCUGACUUUGUCCCCAUCUCCUUCUAUAAGAUCUUUGGGCUUCCCACAGGCCUGGGUGCUCUGCUUGUCCAUAGGCGUGUGGCUCCUCUGCUAAGGAAAGGCUACUUCGGAGGAGGGACUGCUGCUGCCUACCUUGCGGGAGAGGACUUUUACAUCCCGAGGGCAUCGGUGGCAGAAAGGUUCGAAGAUGGCACCAUCUCAUUCCUUGACGUAAUAGCGUUGAAACAUGGAUUUGAUGCUCUGGAGCGUCUCACAGGUGGCAUGGAGAACAUACAGCAGCACACCUUCGCGCUGGCACAGUAUACCUACUCUGCCCUGUCUUCCCUCCACUACCCCAAUGGAGCUCCUGUGGUGCGGAUUUACAGCGAUUCCGAGUUCAGCAGCCCUGAUGUCCAGGGUCCAAUCAUCAACUUUAAUGUGCUGGACGAUGAUGGGAAUAUCAUCGGGUACUCCCAGGUAGACAAGAUGGCCAGCCUCUACAACAUCCACCUGAGGACUGGCUGUUUCUGUAACUUGGGGGCCUGCCAGAGGCACCUGGGGCUAAGUGAAGAGAUGGUUAAGAAGAAUUUCCAGGCUGGUCAUGUCUGUGGAGAUGAUGUUGACAUCAUAGACGGCCGUCCCACGGGCUCUGUGAGGAUUUCCUUUGGAUACAUGUCCACACUGGAAGAUGCCCAGGCCUUUCUCAGGUUCAUCAGCGCUAUCCGCCUUUGCUCACCUGGUGGCCAGCCUGUUCCUCAAGCCAGCACCAUUGACACUGGAGCCUUACUCUCAAAGAGUGACUGUCACUCACCUCAGGAAGGUUCCUGCACAGACCCUGCAGUCUGCAGUGACUCCUGCCUUACUGCAAAUAUGGUAGACUUGCGCCUGUCUCCGAGCAAAGCCAGCAGCAUUCAGCAGACCCUUCCAGAGAAAGUUGCAAGUGUCCUGAAUGGGGACCGUGGGCCCCACAUUGUCACCAACAUUUACCUCUACCCCAUCAAAUCCUGUGCUGCGUUUGAGGUGACCAAGUGGCCUGUAAGGAGCCAAGGGCUGCUCUACGACCGGAGCUGGAUGAUUGUGAAUCACAAUGGUGUUUGCCUGAGUCAGAAGCAGGAGCCACGGCUCUGCCUGAUCCUGCCCUUCAUCGACCUGCAGCAGAGGAUCAUGGUCAUCAAAGCCAAAGGGAUGGAGCCAAUAGAAGUGCCUCUUGAGGAAGACAGUGAACAGACUCAGAUUUGCCAAAGCAGAGUGUGUGCAGACAGAGUAAACACUUACGAUUGUGGAGAAAAUGUUUCAAGAUGGCUGUCAAGGUUUUUUGGCCGUCCAUGUCAUUUAAUCAAGCAAAGCCCACACUUCCAGCGAAAUGCAAGGAAGUUGCCUGGAAAAGGUAUUACACGGGGAUGGAGUAUUAAAGGGCUGGAGCCCUGGUUUCUCUGCAUGCGUCACAUCCAGCCCAAAAGUGGAGUCGGGGGCAACUGGCUCCUGACUUCAUCUU
Molecule: messenger RNA, 2651 nt
Organism: Psammomys obesus (fat sand rat)
Lineage: Eukaryota; Metazoa; Chordata; Mammalia; Rodentia; Muridae
Gene: Mocos
Product: molybdenum cofactor sulfurase
Exons: 11
Biological process (GO): Mo-molybdopterin cofactor biosynthetic process
Molecular function (GO): molybdenum cofactor sulfurtransferase activity
Source: RefSeq, a predicted model, not a curated record